Purpureocillium takamizusanense is the source of this 1232-nucleotide messenger RNA. It is a transcript of the gene ARO7, whose product is annotated as Chorismate mutase. Gene Ontology annotation, cellular component: cytoplasm. The coding region runs from base 371 to 1174 and encodes 267 amino acids. NCBI's taxonomy places the organism in Eukaryota, Fungi, Ascomycota, Sordariomycetes, Hypocreales, Ophiocordycipitaceae. The record is from RefSeq and is a predicted model, not a curated record. The transcript has 3 exons. Gene Ontology annotation, biological process: aromatic amino acid biosynthetic process; chorismate metabolic process. Gene Ontology annotation, molecular function: chorismate mutase activity.
CUACAACCGGCGAUCCAAGAGCCCUGGAGCUCUCCUUGCAUGACUCGCCGCGAUUUGCGACGGCUGUCUGGCCACUCACUCAUCAGUCCUGCUGGUGCCCUCCUCGCCCUCCCUCCCGAAGCCACGCCCGCAGCUACUUAAGCCGGUGUAUCUUGGCUGCUUUUUACGUGCGCCACCCCGAAAAAAAGCUCGGCACGUAGUAGUGAGACGCAUCAUCUUCCCGCCUCCGGCCUUCGGAGUCCACACGGCCUUAUCCUCCACCACAAAACGAUCGCAUCCCACGCUUUUGAGCUCGGGGCGGUCGCGCAGAGAAAGCAGCCGACUGAAUACCUGGACCAGCCUCGCUUGCGCGGUCCAAGAUCCAACAAUCAUGGAUUCUGUCGUGGACACCGCCGACGUCAACAAGGCGCUCGAUCUUUCGCACAUCCGGUUCCAAUUGAUCCGGUUGGAGGACACCAUCACCUUCCACCUCAUCGAGCGGGUGCAAUUCGCCCUAAACAAGACCAUCUAUGUCCCUGGUGCGAUCCAUAUUCCCAACAGCCAUCUGAGCUUCUUCGACUGGUACUUCUCCGAGCAGGAGAAGCUGCAGUCCCUGAUACGCCGCUACGAAUCGCCCGACGAGUAUCCGUUCUUCCCUCAAGCCGUCCAGACGCCCAUUCUCAAGCCACUCAACUACCCCAAGAUCCUACACGAAAACGAUGUCAAUGUCAACGACAAAAUCAAGGCCUUCUACAUUGACAAGUUCCUUCCGGCCGUAUGCCCGGACUUUGGACGCGAGGACCGCGGCGAGUCGGAGGAAAACUAUGGUUCCACUGCGACGUGUGACUUUGCCUGCUUGCAGGCCCUAUCGCGGCGCAUCCAUUUCGGCAAGUUUGUUGCCGAGUCCAAGUUCCGCUCGGACCCGGAAAAGUACACGCGCAUGAUUCGGGCCUCUGACCGCGAGGGCAUCGCGGCGUCCAUCACCAACUCGGCUGUCGAGAAGACCAUUCUCGAACGGCUGCGACUAAAGGGCCUUACGUAUGGAACUGAUCCCAGUGCCCCUGGGGGCACCGAGGGACCAACCAAGAUCAAUGUCGACGCCCUUGUGUCCAUGUACAAGGACUUCGUUAUCCCAUUGACUAAAGAAGUUGAGGUGGAGUACUUGAUGCAGAGACUUGAGAAGCCCAGUGCUUAACAGCUUUAUUUGAUUAUUGGGGAGGGCUUAGGUACUCGUUAAUGGCCUUGACUGCGCC